Messenger RNA from Dictyostelium discoideum AX4, 4602 nucleotides. Its product is annotated as P-type ATPase. The record is from RefSeq and is a predicted model, not a curated record. Gene Ontology annotation, molecular function: ATPase-coupled monoatomic cation transmembrane transporter activity; ATP binding; ATP hydrolysis activity. The transcript is spliced from 2 exons. Gene Ontology annotation, cellular component: membrane. Lineage: Eukaryota; Evosea; Eumycetozoa; Dictyosteliales; Dictyosteliaceae. The coding region runs from base 1 to 4602 and encodes 1533 amino acids. Gene Ontology annotation, biological process: polyamine transmembrane transport; monoatomic cation transmembrane transport.
AUGAUUAAAAAUGACAGUCCACCAACAAAUUCUCAAAUGAUGAUUGACUUAAAUAAUAAUGAAAAUUCACAUCGUGAUAUUUGUGAAGUAAAAAAUAAUAAUAAUAAUAAUAAUAAUAAUAAUAAUAAUAAUAAUAAUAAUAAUAAUAAUAAUAAUAAUAAUAAUAAUAAUAAUAAUGAUAAUAAUAACAACAACAACGAUAACGAUAACAACAACAAUAAUAAUAAUAAUAAUAACAAUAGUAUGGAUUUAAAGUCAUUGAAUGAUAACACUGAAACAAUUGGUGCAUAUAUUACAGAAUCAUCAACUCCAUUAAUUCAACAAAUUCCAAAAACCAAAGUUUCACCAAUUUUAUCAUCUUCACCAUCAUUAUCAUCAUCUUCUUCAGCAAAUAAAAAAUUGAAAUCAAAAUAUAAAAAUUCCCCACCACUUUUAUCAAAAUCAAAAGAUUUCAAUAAUUAUGAUGAUGAUGAUGACGACGAUAAGGAAAAUGAUUUAGAUACAUUUAGAUUAGACUCAAAAUUACCAAAACCAACAACAUCAUUAAAAAAUAUAAUCAAAUCAAGUUUAACAAACUCUAGAAAUAUGGAAAAUAAUAAUAAUAAAAUUGAAAUAGAAGAAGAGGAGGAGGAAGAAGAAGAAAAAGAUUUAUCAUAUUUAAAAAAAGUUGAAAAACAAGAAAAUAUUGAAGAGAAUGGUGGUGAGGAUAUGUUAUUGGUAGAUAGAAUGGUUGGAUAUGAAAGUAAUAAAUCAAGAGAAUUCAUUUAUUGGUUAACAAUUUUAUUUUCAUGUGGUGUUUCAUUGUUGGUAUACUAUUGGUUCGAAUUAUUAUAUAUUAAUAUUCGAUUUAAAAAAUCAUUAACCAUUUCAAAUGCAACUCAUGUUUUGGUUUAUUCUAAAGAUUUAAGAUUUGAAUUCUCAAAGGUUAAUUACAUAAUGGACGACAAUGAUGAUCGUCAUCAUACAUCAAAUCAAUAUACUGAGAAAUAUAUAAUUUAUAGAUUUUCAAGAUUCUUUUUCAACGAGAAAAUUCAAGAGUAUGAAAAAACUAAAUUAGUUAACCAGUAUGAAAAGAUUGAGUUAUUAAGAUUGGUUGAGAAUGGAUUGAGUAAAGAGAGUUUAAAGAAAUUGAAGCAGAGAUUCGGAGAAAACGAAAUCAAUUUCCCAGUUAAAAAUAUUCCACGUCUUUUAAUGGAGGAGGUGUUACAUCCAUUUUUCAUCUUUCAAAUCUAUAGUGUAUGUUUAUGGAUUGCAGAAGAAUACUAUUAUUAUGCAGCAGCUAUCUUUUUAAUUGCAACAGUUAGUGCUAUAAUAAGUUUAAGAGAGAUUCGUGGUAAUUUAUUAUCAUUACAAAAGAUUUCCCAUUUUGUAUGUUCAGUGGAUGUUCUUAGAAAUAAUGGUGAAAUUGAAACUAUCUCCUCUACAGAGUUAGUACCUGGUGAUAUCAUCGAAUUACGUCAAGAUUUCAUUAUGCCAUGUGAUGUUAUCUUAUUAUCUGGUCAAGCAAUUCUAAAUGAGUCAAUGUUAACUGGUGAAUCAAUACCUGUUAAUAAAUAUAGUGUUUUAAGUGAUGAAGAAAUUAAAUUAUUUAAACAACAACAACAACAACAACAAAAUAAUAAUAAUAAUUAUAUUACACAAGAUGGUAGUAAUAAUAAUAAUGAAGAAAUUAAAGAUUUAUCAAAAGAAAAACGUUCAUUAAUUUAUGGUGGUACAGUUGUUGUAAAAUUAUUAUCAUCUACAAGUACAAAUGAUAAAAUAUUUGGUAUGGUACGAGAUACAUCAUUUCAAACUACAAAAGGUAAACUUAUUCUUAGUAUUUUAUAUCCAAAGAAAUCUCAUUUCAAAUUCUUUAUGGAAAGUUUAAAAUUUGUUGGAGUUUUAUGUGUUUUAGCUUUUGCAGGAUUUUGUAUUUCAGUUUGGCGUUUAAAAACAUUGGGUGUAACUAAUCAUAUAAUUGCAUUACGUGCUCUCGAUUUAAUUACAAUCGUCGUUCCACCAGCUUUACCAAUGGCAAUGACAGUAGGUACUGGUUUUGGUUUAUCACGUUUACGUAAAUCAAAAAUAUUUUGUAUUUCACCACCACGUUUAAAUAUGGCUGGUAAAAUUCAAGUAUUUUGUUUCGAUAAAACUGGUACUUUAACUGAAGAGGGUUUAGAUUUAUUAGGUAUAAUUUCAACUUCAAUCAUCAUAAAUAAUAAUGGCAAUAAUAGUAAUAAUAAUAAUAAUAAUAAUAAUAAUAAUAAUAAUAAUAAUAAUAAUAAUAAUAAUAAUAAUAAUAAUAAUAAUAAUAAUAAUAAUAAUAAUAAUAAUAAUUAUAAAUCAUUAUCAAUACCAAGUUCACCAUUAUCAAUUUCAAAAUCACCACAAUCAUUAUAUUUGGAUAGUAGAAUGACAUUUUCAUCUUUACCAAAUUCACCAACAAUUAAUUCAAAUAAUAAUACUGCUAAUGGUAGUGGUGCUGGUGGUGCUGGUGGUAGUGGUGAUAAUAAUGGUGAAAAUUAUUAUUAUAAUAUGAUUAAUAUACCAACAUCUGCAAAUGUUUCAAUGGUUGAAUAUAAAUUUAACGAAAUGAAUGAUCCAAAAGUAACAUCAUUUAAUAAUAAUCAAGGUAUGUUUAGAUUAUUAAUGUCAACAUGUCAUUCAUUAACAGUUAUAAAUGGUUCAGUAUCUGGUGAUCCAUUAGAGAUUAAAAUAUUUGAAUCUACCAAUUCAACCAUUUUAGAUGGUAGUACAACCGGUAGUAGUGGUCAAGUUAUAUCAAUGUCACCAAAUGAAUUUUUAUCACAAGAGAUUAUGGUGUCCUAUUUGGAGAAUUUCGAUUUUCAAUCAAAACUUCAAAGAAUGAGUGUAAUCGUUCAAUUACAAUCGAGUGGUAGAUGUUUUAGUCUUGUAAAGGGUAGUCCUGAAAUGAUUAAAAAUCUAUGUAUUCCACAAACCAUUCCAAAGGAUUACGAUAGUCAAUUGGCAAUUUACACAGAGAAAGGUUAUAGAGUAUUGGCAUGUGCUUAUCGUAAAUGGGAUCCAACCUUUUUAUUCCCAAAAAGAGAUAUCCUUCGAAAAGAAUCUGAAUCAAAUCUUGAAUUUUUAGGUUUUAUCAUUAUGGAGAAUAGAAUUAAACCACAGUCACCACCAAUCAUUAAAAAAUUACAAAAAGCAAAUAUUAGAACCGUUAUGGUAACUGGUGAUAAUGGUUUAACCGCUACAAGUGUUGCAAAACAAUGUGGUAUAAUUAAAAAUGAUUCAAUUUUAUUUAUGGGUUUAAUUCAACCAUCAUCAACACCAACACCACCACCACCAUCUCAAACAGCAGUAGCAUCAACUUUAUAUACUAAUAGUAAUAACGAUUCAUCAUCAUCAGUAUCAACUACAACAUCAACAACAGCAAUCGCAACUAAAGGUAGCAUGCUUGAGGAUGAAAUUAUUUGGGAGCAUGUUUCACAAGAAGGUAGAGGUGAUAUACAUAAAUUAGAUCCAAACACUUUAUUAUUGGAUGACGAAAAUCGUGAUUAUAAUUUAAUUGUAACAGGCCCAGUUUUUAAACAAAUCUAUAAUCAUUAUUUAGCAACUGGUUCAACUAGAUUCGUCAAUAUGUUAAGACGUGGUGUUGUUUAUGCAAGAAUGACACCAGAUGAAAAACAAACUUUGAUCGAAGAAUUGGAACGUAUUGGAUUAUAUGUUGGUAUGUGUGGUGAUGGUGCAAAUGAUUGUGGUGCAUUGAAGGCUGCUCAUGUAGGUAUAUCAUUAUCAGAGAGUGAAGCUUCAAUCGCUGCACCAUUCACUUCAACCAUCACUGAUAUCAGCUGUGUUCCAACUUUAAUUAGAGAGGGUAGAGCAUCGUUGGCAGUUUCAUUCAAACUUUUCCAAUUCAUGGGAAUGUAUUCAUUGAUUCAAUUCACUUCAGUCAUCUUUUUAUAUUUCCAUGCAAGUGUAUUGGGUAAUUGGCAAUAUCUUUAUCAAGAUCUUUUCGUUAUCUUCCCAUUGGUUAUCUUUUUAGGUAUGACAGAACCAUGUGAAAAACUCUCACUUAAACGUCCUUCCGGUAGGUUAAUUAGUGGCGCUAUCAUUGGUUCUCUAUUUGUUCAUAUUUUGGUUUGUGUCUCUUAUCUUUUAGCCAUUUACCUUUUGGUUCAAACUAAAUCUUGGUUUGAUGAAAUUGUAUUGGAUGAUCAAAAUAUUAGAAGUUAUAUUACUACAUCACUUUUCAUUUUUGGUUCUUUCCAAUACUCAAUUAUGUUAUUCACUUUUUCUUUUGGUAAACCAUUUUUAAAACCAUUUUAUACAAAUAAAUAUUUAUUUAUGGUAUAUAUUUUUACUUUAACUACAAAUUUAAUCUUAUUAUUUGGUGGAUUUUAUAAAGUUUGGGAUUUCUUACAAUUAAGAGUAUUACCAGUUGGUUGGAGAUUUACAAUGUUUGCAUUUAUUGUUGGUAAUUUAGUUUCAAAUGCUCUUGUUGAAUUCUUCUUUUACUUGUAUAAAUCUAGAUCCAAAAAGAAAAAGAUUUUAAAUAUAACCAAAAUCUUUUCAAAAAAUGAAGAUGAUAUUCCAAAAGAUUCUAGAAUUUCAGAAAAUUCAGUUUUAAUUCCAAUUCAUAAUAAUUAA